Messenger RNA from Osmia bicornis bicornis, 894 nucleotides. Its product is annotated as protein D2-like. The coding region runs from base 178 to 807 and encodes 209 amino acids. The transcript has 3 exons. The record is from RefSeq and is a predicted model, not a curated record. Lineage: Eukaryota; Metazoa; Arthropoda; Insecta; Hymenoptera; Megachilidae.
AGCAACGUGUAGCGCCGUUGAUGCACGCAAUAUUUGCAAAACGAACGUGCGAUUAAAAAGUAGGGCAGAGAGGAAUCAAAGGUGGAAUAUCAGCUCGUCGUAAGAGUACCGGGUUCAAAGUCAGUUUUAUUUCAAGUAUAUUUAGUGUUGUGAUUAGGGAUCUAUAAGUGUUGGGGCAUGUCACUGCUUUUCUUAACUAAACCAACUUCGAUUGGAAGGAAACCGUUGGUGGAACUUGGAAGUCGUCUAUUCUCCAGUAUGGCUCAAGCAUUGCAAACAAACGGCGUUGUGCCCGAUGUUAUCGAUAAGGUCCCGGAGUCUGUAUUGAGCGUCACUUAUCCGAGUAACAUUUCCGUCGAGAUUGGCAAGGUAUUGACUCCGACCAAGGUGAAGGAUCCACCUACCGUUACAUGGAACGCAGAUCCAAAUACUUUUUAUACCCUUUGCAUGACCGAUCCCGAUGCACCAAGUCGACAGAAGCCAACUUUCCGCGAAUGGCAUCAUUGGCUGGUAGGAAACAUUCCCGGCUCGGACGUGUCCAAGGGAGAAGCUCUGUCCGAGUACAUCGGUUCGGGACCGCCAGAAGGCACCGGGUUGCAUCGUUACGUUUUCCUGUUGUACAAACAACCUGGAAAGUUGACGUUCGACGAGCCUCGUCUAACUAACCGGAGCGCCGACAAACGAGAAAAUUUCUCCAUAAGAAAGUUUGCCAAGAAAUACAAGCUGGGUGAUCCUAUCGCCGGGAACAUGUACCAGGCAGAAUUCGACGACUACGUUCCGAUUCUUUACAAACAACUGGGCGCUUAAAAUACUACAACAUGGAUAGAACUGAUAAUCAUAGAUAUUUGUAAACUGAUGACACAAUUUUUAAUUAAACCUUGUACGAAGCAUUUA